Molecule: messenger RNA, 1668 nt
Organism: Ambispora leptoticha
Lineage: Eukaryota; Fungi; Glomeromycota; Glomeromycetes; Archaeosporales; Ambisporaceae
Source: the annotation of a GenBank genome assembly
AUGCCAGCAACUUUUUACGACGUGUUAGCCGACAACUUGCUUCAACUUUUGGAUGCUGAAAAUAACAAUAAUUGCGAUGGUAUAGGAUCAGAUAUUGAAAUAAAAGUUGGCAGUAGCAGCAUAACGAAAAUAUUUAAAGUUCAUUCUCUGAUACUACGAAUUCGAUCAGCAUAUUUUCGAGAAUAUUUUUUAGAAUCAACGCUAAAGUCAAGCUUGAUAACCGCUGUUGAGAAAAAGAAAGAAGAUAACGCUUCUACUUUCAUCAUAAAUGAAGAGUUGAAAGAGAAUGAGGCUGGUGAGAAGAGCAUUGAAAACAAUCAUGAAAAAUUUAAUGGAAUUGUGUUGGAAAACAUUGAUCCAGAAAUAUUUGAAAAAGUAAUACUAAAGUAUAUUUACUCCGGAAGGGUCGAUAUUGACACAUAUGAUGUCCCAUUUUUAAUUGAAUGCUUGAAAACAUCAAAUUUUUUCAAACUCGAAGAAUUGUGUGUCUACCUACAAGAUUAUAUAAUUGACCAUAAGAUCAACUGGUUAACGGAAAACUUAUCAGUAGCUUUCAAAAUUAUGGAAGCACGCCCAGCAUUUCAGAAACUUCGUGAUUUUCUUGAUAAGAUAGUUCGUGAUACACCUGAGGAAUUUUUGAAUUCGCGAGCAUUCUUGAAUGCUGAUGAAAAAACUGUCUUAUCACUUCUUUCUCGCCAAGACCUUGAGAUAAAAGAAGUGCAUAUUUGGAAUCGGGUGAUUCAAUGGGCGGUUGCGCAAACUUCAGUUAAUAGUACAGCCGAGGACGAUGCGAAUUGGACUCCAACUCGAAUAGAGCAAUUGCGCACAAUGUUGCAAUCGUGCAUACCGUUGAUUCGGUUCUUUGAUAUCUCUUCGGAAGAUUUUGAUCUUAAAGUUUUUCCAUUUCAGAGUCUCUUGCCGAAACAAUUGUUUCGGGAUAUUGUCAGUUUCCACUUACAAAAGAACUAUGUUCCCGUGACGCCACGACUUCCAACUCGAGGAAAGCCCAAAUAUAUAAAUGAAAUAAUUACAAUCAGUCCAAACGGAUCGGACGUUGCUUCGUCCGUAGGUUCCGGAAAUGACGACGAUACAGUGAUAGAGGUUAACGUUGACCGUUUCAAAAUUAAUACUGCCCGACCCAAACAAAAACGUAAAGGGACAUCUAGUAAAACAAUUAACGUUUCACCCACUGAGUCCACUUCUCCAUUUUCAUUGAUGAGGGCACCUGAAAUUUAUACAGAUUCUCUAAGUAAAUUAUCCACUUUUGUAACAGAUAUGCAAUGCGCCAUUGUCAAGAAAUGGAUUGUCCGACAAAAAACAACCGAAACGGACUUAGAACGUCCGAAUCUCGGGCACCAUUUCUAUGAACAAAGUCCUUUUACUUUUAUAUUUUCGCUCGGUGAUUUCGGUAAGGGUUCAAUUGAAAAGUCGUUAGCAAGUGUUAAAAAACAUGAAAUGUGUGCGUGUGCCGGUGCUGAAUAUGGUCCGUCGUUUGGUGGAAAUGCUGACGAAGGGGAAUUACGAAUGAUGGGGAGAGAUUUUCGGUGGGAAGGGUCGUGUUAUUAUGUGCCGAAAUCAGUUAAAGGUGGUAUUUUUACGGGUAAAAAGAAAAUACCGACAAAAGUUUGCUUUUCUAUUGAAGAUUAUGAAGUGUUUCGUGUAUUUUAG